Messenger RNA from Corylus avellana, 2862 nucleotides. NCBI's taxonomy places the organism in Eukaryota, Viridiplantae, Streptophyta, Magnoliopsida, Fagales, Betulaceae. The record is from RefSeq and is a predicted model, not a curated record.
AUGGAUACCUAUUUGUAUCGCUUCAUGUUCGUGCGCUUCCUUUUUCUUCUCUCAAUAUUGUUCUUUGUUUUACUCACUGCCUCUCUGUCUUCUCUGCAGCCACUUUGUCAUGAUGAUGAGAGAUCUGCCUUGUUGCAAUUCAAGGAUAGUUUUAUCCUAAACAAGUCUGCUUCUGAUAAUCCUUUUGGGUAUUCUAAGGAUGUUGCAUCAUGGAGUCUAGAAGGAGGGAAUAGUGAUUGCUGCUCAUGGGACGGGGUUGAGUGCAAUGAGGAGACAGGUCAUGUCAUUGGCCUUGAGCUCACUAGCAGCUUUCUCUAUGGUUCUAUUACUUCCAGCAAUAGCCUCUUCCGCCUUCGUCAACUUGAAAGGCUUAAUCUUGCACAUAACAACUUCAAUGGCUCUCAAAUCCCAUUUAGAGUUGGCGAUCUUUUGAGGCUAACCUAUCUUAACCUCUCCUACUCUGUGUUUUCAGGACAAAUCCCCUCAGAGCUUUCACAUCUCUCCAAGUUGUCUUCCAUCGAUCUGUCUGGUAAUUAUGGUUUAUAUACUCUAAGUGACUUGAACAAUCUAGUUCAAAACUUCACUACCCUGGAAGACCUUUUACUCACUGACAUCAAUAUUUCGUCCCCUGUUCCUAAAAGUUUGGAGAAUUUGUCUUCUUUGACAACUCUAAAUCUAGAAAAUUGUGAAUUGCAUGGGGAAUUCCCAACAAGAAUUUUUCAGCUACCAAACCUACGGGAACUUAGGAUAGGAGGGAAUUCGAAUCUCACUGGUCAUUUGCCCGAAUUUCACUCUAAUAGUUUUCUUGAGGUUUUGGAACUCGACUACACAAGUUUUUAUGGUAAACUACCAACUUCAAUUGGAAACCUAAGUUCUUUACAUGUUCUAAAUUUUGGAGGUAGCCGUUUCUCUGGAUCUAUCCCAACAAGAAUUUUUCAGCUACCAAACCUACGGGAACUUAGGAUAGGAGGGAAUUCGAAUCUCACUGGUCAUUUGCCCGAAUUUCACUCUAAUAGUUCUCUUGAGGUUUUGGUGCUCUACGAAACAAGUUUUUAUGGUAAAUUACCGACUUCAAUCGGAAACCUAAGGUUUUUACGUGUUUUAGAUUUUCUAGAUAACCAUUUCUCUGGAUCUAUCCCACCUUCACUGAGUAAUCUCACCCAACUCACUUAUCUAGUUAUGUCAAAGAACACUCUUACAAGCCACAUCCCUUCUUCCUUGUUUGCUAACUUGACUCAACUAACUUUGUUAGACCUUUCAUACAAUAACUUGAGUGGAACGCUGGAGUUUGACAUGUUUCCUAAGACCAAAAGUUUAAGUGUGCUUCUGCUAUCAUCCAACAAUUUUACAUGGCAAACCAAGGCCAAUUCAAAUGACACUCUUCCACAGUUGGAUACUCUAAGAUUGGAUUCUUGCAACUUACAUAAGUUCCCUGAUUUUCUACGCAACCAAAACAAAUUGAGUGUUCUUGAUCUAAGUAGCAACAAUCUCCAAGGCCCAAUACCCAAAUGGUUGUAUAAUACUAGUAUAGAAGCUCUUCAUUUUCUAAUCCUUUCUGACAAUCUUCUAAUAGGCUUUGAACAAUAUCAAGUUGUUCUCCCAUGGCCUAAUUUAGAAAGCUUAUUGCUUGAAAGGAACAUGCUGCAAGGAUCACUCCCCAUUCCACAGCCAUCUAUCAAGUUUUAUAUAGUCCAAAGGAACUUGAUAAGAGAAAUGUCACCGUUGAUUUGCAAUUUGAGUUCACUUUAUGAGCUUGAUUUGUCCUAUAACAACUUGAGUGGCAAGCUUCAUCCAUGUUUAGGAAACUUCAGCUCUUUGUUUACACUUCAACUACGAAGAAACAACUUUCAUGGCACCAUCCCAAAAACAUGGGCAAUGGGGAGUAGCUUAAAGAUGAUUGACUUGAGUGAAAACCAAUUCCAAGGUCAACUACCAAGAUCAUUAGCUAAUUGCAUGAUGCUAGAGUACCUUCAUGUUGGUAAUAAUCAAAUCAAUGAUACAUUUCCCUUUUGGUUGGGAACUCUUUCUCAGUUGAAGGUCCUCAUCAUCCGUUCUAAUGCAUUUCAUGGUGCAAUAAAGAUUCCUGAAAUCAAUUAUACAUUCCCUGAGUUGCAUAUCAUUGAUCUGUCUCAUAAUAGUAUCUCUGGAAAUUUACCCGCCGAGUAUUUCCUGCAUUGGAUUGCCAUGAAAGUUGUUGGUCCACAUAACUCAUCAUACAUGGUGGGAGAGAUUCACAUAGACGGAUGGGGUGAUAAUGUUGAUUACACAGUGACAUUGGCAAACAAAGGCAGAAAGUUAGAUUAUGAAAAAAUACAAGAUGAGUUAAGGGUCAUUGAUUUCUCAUGCAAUCAAUUUGAAGGAGAAAUUCCAGAACUUGUGGGGAGUCUUAAAGGACUUCAUGUGCUAAAUCUUUCCAAUAAUGCUCUCAAUGGUCAUAUUCCAUCAUCCUUGGGGAACUUGGCACAUAUUGAAUCAAUGGACCUUUCCCAAAACAAGUUGCUUGGAGAGAUACCUCCACAACUUACACAACUCUUUUUCCUUGCGUCUUUUAAUGUCUCCAACAACUGUCUCACGGGACCUAUACCACAUGGAAGUCAAUUUGACACAUUUCAGAAUAAUUCAUUUGGAGGUAAUCCAGGAUUGUGUGGAAACCCAUUAUCAAAAAAAUGUGGAGAUUUCAACUACACUCAAAAUCCACCUUCUCCCUUUGAAAACAAUCGGAGCUCAGAGUCUCCAUUUGACUUUGGCUGGAAAGUAGUUGUUAUUGGGUAUGGAUGUGGAUUUGUAAUAGGAGUUGUUAUCGGGCAAACUGUGAUAGCAAGGAAAUAUGAUUGGUUUGUAAGGACUUUUGGAAAGAUGUAG